Molecule: messenger RNA, 3471 nt
Organism: Cylindrotheca closterium
Lineage: Eukaryota; Bacillariophyta; Bacillariophyceae; Bacillariales; Bacillariaceae
Source: the annotation of a GenBank genome assembly
AUGUCCCCCCUGAGCGACGAUGGCCGAAGCCUUUCAGAGUUAAGCGCUGGCGGCGCUUCACAGUUUACUUUCAGGUGGAAAAGUGAAGAUGCUUCGUUGUAUGACGAUGCUUCAGCCGCUUUCAACGAAAGGAAGCGAGGUCAACUGCUUCCACCACAGAUUGCGCACCGGGAACACAGAAAUGUGAUUAUCUCGAGGAUAUUGGUUGCUCUCGUACUUAUUAGUUCGAUCAUUGGGGCAGCAUUAGGAACAUUUCGAUUUGUCAAGAAAGAGGAAGAUGAUGAUUUUAGUGAUGAGUUUUCUGUGUAUUCCGAGGAAGUCUUGCUAGUCAUUGCCCAAAAGAUCGAACGAUUAUUUCUUGCAUUGGAUUCCUUUGCAGUCGGCAUUGCUUUAGAAGCAGCCGCAACAAAUAGUACCUGGCCAUUUGUCACUGUCAAUGAUUGGCCGCUACGAGCCCAGAAAAUCAUGAAGCUCGUUGGUGACGACAAUGCCCAAUCAUUUUUAGCUCCACGCGUUGAAGAGUUUGAUGCACCGGAUUGGGAACUGUAUUCAAUAGAAAAGUCGCCAAUGUGGUAUCAGCAGUCGGUGGACAGAGAAGCACUGUCAUUUUCAGUUCAGGAAUUGACGGAGAGAACCGUGAACCAAAUACACUCCUACGAAGACGACUCUACUCUCAACACCAAUACAAGUGGGGCUACCUUGCCUGUUUGGCAGUACUACCCGCUUUCUCCAGAUGUUGCCCAGCCAGUUCUGUCGUUGAAUACCGACAAUGAUGCACUGUACACAAACAACGACUUGACAACCGACCCACAUAUUCGCGAUCUCUUCGAAUUAACCAGGGCAACAUCCAAGCCAAGCAUUGGUGCAUUCAUGGUCUCCAGAGACUCUGAAAUCGCAAAAAGCUUGAUAGUACAGCCCAUCGUAGAUCCUUCCAAUGAGAAAGAACUCCUUGGAGUGGUUGGCCUUUCAAUGGAUUGGGGCAACUACAUCAAAGAUAUUUUACCGGAGGGAGUAAACGACCUCAUACUGAUCCUGCGCAUAAAUUGUAUCAAUGAUGGUGUCAGCACUGAGGCUGGAGUACUGACAUAUAAUCUGAAUGGACCAAAGGCCCAAUUUCUUGGUCCAUACGACGGGCAUGAUGACGAAUUUGACUACAUUGAAGCGAGGAGCAUUCUAUUUGAUCUUGAUAUUGCUUCAUCGGCAGUGCCAGAAGCCCAAUGCAUUCCAGAGAUUACGUUGCACUUCUUUCCAACACAAAUGUAUGAAAAUCGAUUUCACCGUGGCAAAUCUUCUGCUUACACAGGCGUGGUGGUUUCCGUCUUCAUUUUCACAACUUUGGUCUUCCUGGUUUACGAUUUCUUUGUUGGAAGACGACAAAAGAAAGUAAUGAAUCGAAUCAUGGCACAAGACAAGAUUGUUGCUGAUGUGUUUCCAACAGCCGUCCGCGAUCGUUUGUAUAACGACAACGAUGACCUCGAAGAGCCAGACGCAACACAAGACCUUCCCAGGUCGUCUUCACUUACAGCUCUUGACGAUGAACUUGACGUUUUCGGUGCUCCUCCUUUGGCAGAUUUGUUCCCAAACACGACCGUUAUCUUUGCUGACAUUGUAGGUUUUACCGCUUGGUCAUCAGCUCGUGAGCCGCAACAAGUGUUCAGAUUACUCGAAUCUCUGUACAUGGCCUUUGACAAGAUUGCAUACCGUCAUGGAGUGUUCAAGAUUGAAACCGUUGGGGACUGCUAUGUGGCCGUGGCCGGAUUACCAGAACCGAAUGAGAGACAUGCUGUCUGCGUUGCUCGCUUCGCCCGUGACAUAGUUUGGAAAAUGAAAGAGAUAACCCAACGAUUGGAAGUGUUAUUAGGACCAGAAACAUCAGAGCUGGACCUUCGAGUUGGAAUUCACAGCGGCCAAGUUACAGCAGGAGUACUUCGGGGAGACAGAAGCCGUUUUCAGCUCUUUGGUGACACAAUGAAUACUGCUGCAAGAAUGGAACAUACAGGAGAGGCGAAUUGCAUUCAAAUAUCCCAGGCCACUGCAGAUCUACUAAAAGAGCAUGGUUACAGUGCCUUGAUCGAGCAGCGUGGAACUACGAUCUUUGCCAAAGGCAAGGGCGAGAUGCAAACGUACUGGUUAAGUAUCCGGAAAGGAAAGUCUCGAAAAGGGAAUGAUCGACUUCUCGCUUCUGUCUCGGAACUUGAUGAACAGUCUGUUACUUCUGGUGCAAGUGAUACUCCAUCAGAGGAUGGCUCGAUUGCGGAAUACAUUCCACGCGGAAUGUCGAAAAUAGAGCGUCUCGUUGAAUGGCAUGUCGAAGUUUUAGCUUCUCUGUUGCAACAAAUCAUUGCAUCCAGAUUUGACGUGAUUGAACCAUCGGAGUCUUUACGGAACGCUGAAGCAUCAAUCUCCGCAGGUCAUGAUGUUCUAGACGAGGUUGCCACAAUCAUCAACUUCAAAAGGUUCGAUGCAAAGCACUUGAGGCAGCGGCCAAGCCCAGCAGAUAUCGACGUUGGAGAAAAAGCAAAGAAUGAACUUCGAAACUAUGUCGCCCAUAUUGCCGAGAUGUACAACGAUAAUCCAUUCCACAAUUUUGAGCAUGCAAGUCACGUAACUGCGUCUGUAACUAAGCUGCUGCGACGAAUUGUAAAUGUUGACGAAGGGAAGGUAUUUGGAGGCGUUAAGGAUACAUCUGCCGAGCAAAUUGAUCUCGUUGACUUGGCCGGACACUCUUAUGGCAUCACAUCUGAUCCAUUGACACAAUUUGCUGUUGUAUUUUCUGCAAUCAUCCACGACGUCGAUCACCCUGGUGUGCCAAACUCGCAGCUCUUGGUGGAAAAUACAAGGAACGCGAAGGUCUAUAAGAAGUCUAUCGCCGAGCAGAAUAGUGUGGAUCUAGCAUGGAGUAUGUUGAUGCAGGAUGAAUUCAAGAAUCUGCGAUCUUGCAUCUAUCAGAAUGAAGAGGGUCUCAAGCGAUUCCGUCAAUUAGUAGUCAACUCUGUUAUGGCAACAGAUAUUGUAGACAAAGAGCUCCAGGCGCUUCGCAGGGGUCGAUGGGAUACUGCCUUUUCCAAUGAUCCAAUACCAGAGGAUGAAAUCAAGGACGAUCGAAAGGCGACAAUUGUGAUUGAGCAUUUGAUCCAAGCAUCGGACGUAGCACAUACGAUGCAGCAUUGGCACAUCUACAAGGCAUGGAACGAAAAGUUCUUCAUGGAGUGUUAUGGGGCUUAUAAGAUGAAUCGUGCGACUGUGGAUCCAAGUGUGAAUUGGUACCGCGGGGAAAUCGGAUUCUUUGACUUUUAUGUUAUUCCUUUGGCAAUGAAGUUGCAAGAGUGCGGUGUCUUUGGUGUUGCUUCCCAUGAGUACUUAAACUACGCCAUGUCAAAUCGAGAGGAAUGGGUCCGUGAAGGGGAAGCAAUUGUAAAGUCCUUCAUUGUGAAAUACGAUAGAAUGUAUGGUGAAAGUGCUAGUGCUUAG